Messenger RNA from Colletotrichum gloeosporioides, 2841 nucleotides. RefSeq names its product Vegetative incompatibility protein HET-E-1. The record is from RefSeq and is a predicted model, not a curated record. Gene Ontology annotation, molecular function: protein binding. NCBI's taxonomy places the organism in Eukaryota, Fungi, Ascomycota, Sordariomycetes, Glomerellales, Glomerellaceae. The transcript has a single exon. Bases 1 to 2841 code for a protein of 946 amino acids.
AUGAUACGUCAGCGACAAAUCCAAUGCUUGAAGCUUCUGGAUAUUUGUCCAUACCGUUCUCGCAAAGAUAUUAAUCCAGAGAGAGUAGAAGGAACCUGCGAGUGGUUUGUCAAGCACAAUCUCUUUCGUGAUUGGGCAGAUUCAGCACGUUCAAGUCUUCUCUGGGUAUCUGCCGACCCGGGAUGUGGGAAAUCCGUUCUUUCUAGAUUCCUAGUAGAUCAUGUCCUCCGCAACGAUCCGAAGCGCGUGGUUUGCUACUUCUUCUUCAAAGAAGAUUUUCCUGACCAAAGGACGGCUGCUGGAGCUAUCUGCUCCAUUCUGCGACAGCUUUUCACGCUUCAGCCAGGUCUUUUGAAUGAGCAAAUAAUAAGCGAAUUCGAGAAUGAAGGGGCGCGGUUGACAGAGUCCUUCUCAAGUUUAUUUGAGCUAUUUCUUCGAGUUGCAUCUGGAAGGAAAUUUCAACUGCUCUGUGUUUUGGAUGCAUUGGACGAAUGCCAAGAAGCUGAUCGUCGAGAACUAGUCGCAGCCUUGAGCAAAUUUUACAUGAAUCCACCCGAUCAAUUCGCGCUGAAAUUCAUCGUCACAUCACGGCCCUAUAUCCAGAUUGAGCGUGGAUUCAGACAGCUAGAGACCAGCUGGCCAACUAUUCACUUGCGCGGAGAAGACGAUUCACAGGCAACGAAAAUUGCUAGAGAGAUAGACAUCUUCACCAGGAGCCGAGUCCGUCAAAUCUCUGUAUCCCUAGGUCUCGGAGAAGAUGAGACAAAGUUUCUCGAGACCGAGGUGAUGAGAACAGAGAAUAGGACAUACCUUUGGGUGAAGCUAGCUUUGGACGUGGUCGAAAACAUUCUUUCAUUUACCAAAGACAAUGUAGAAGAGAUUCUUGGCAGCAUACCUGAGGGUCUCGAUCGACUGUACGAAAGAAUCCUCAACCGAAGUUACGACGUUGUUAUGGCACGCAAGCUUCUACAUAUUGUCAUCGCAGCCUCUGAGCCGAUGACACUAAAACAAAUGGCCAUGGCUUUGGCUGUAUCCGAAAAACAUCAGAAAUUGGGAGAUAUUCAACUGGAACCGCUGGACCGAUUCAAGGACACGCUGAGAGCCACGUGUGGAUUAUUUGUCACUGUCAUCGACGAUAAGAUAUACUUUAUUCACCAAACUGCGAAAGAGUUCCUGGUUCCGAACGACGCUGGGCAACAGAUCACGCAACCAAGGCGAAUGGAAGAUGGUUCAAAAGAACCUUUCCUUUGGAAAAAUACCUUUAAUUCUGUGGACUCGCAAUCCAUUCUGGCAGAAUCAUGCAUUCAGUACCUCAGGCUCUGGUAUGGUCCCGAUAAUCUGGAGAGGGCGAGGGAAGCGCCAGGACUGUCUUUCUACCCGUACGCCGCAUUAUACUGGCACGGGCACUUGCAAAACUCCAAUGCAAGCUUUAAAGUCAACUGCUCGGCUCUUGCAGAAAGCUUUUGCGAGGUUAUAUGCGACGACAGUUUCUCAUCCGGCCAGGAAUCAGGACUGUAUGGGUCAAAGCAUGAACGGUCCUGGUUUUCGUUUUGGCUGUUCACGUAUUUCGGGCGUCCGCUACCUGCCAAACCUACCCCUCUUAUCGUUGCCGCAUCGUGCGGCUUGGAGACAGUGGCAAAAAGUAUUUUAAACAGCCAGUGCCCUAUCCGGUGUGGACCUGAUGAAUGUCACCGAUCCCCGUUGUGGUGGGCAGCUAGAACGGGCCAAAAUGAGAUCGUUCGGCUUUUACUGUCAAGCAGGCCUGAAAUCAGAGCGACUGUCAACGAACUGCAAGAUAAUAAGACGCCUCUGAUGGUGGCCGCAUUCUAUGGGCAGUCCUCGACGGUACACACCUUGAUAAACAAUUGUGAAGUGCAGCUAUCCCUACACGACUCAAAUUCAAUGACAGCUCUACAUCACGCCCUGAAAGAACGCCACGAAGAAGUCGCGCAGAUGUUCUUGGACCGUGAGGAGAUCUUUUGCAACGCUACCGAUCACCAAUUAUGGAUGGCAUUCAAGUUUUCCAUACAGAAUGGAUACACACGCAUGUCUCUAACCAUAGCGAGGAGAUUGAAGCCUGAUUUCCUGAGAGCAUGUCGUCUAUCGCCAAUCUUAUUCACUGCCACGGAAUACCUUCCGGCCUCGAAUAGUGCCGAAUACCCCAAACUAGACUUGCUGAAGUCCAUUCAUGACAUCGGAAAUUCUGAUCCGUCAUUUGAAGACGAAAACCACAGGUCUGCGGUAUGGUGGACGUCGGAAUUGCCAGACAAUCUCGACGUUCUGAAGUGGCUUUUGUCAGAACUCAGUCUUGAGCCUGACGUUGCUGACAGAUGGGGACAAACGCCAUUUUUGCGUGUUGCUGCUAACAAUUCUGUGGCUAAGAUGAAAAUUUUGUUGGAGACCGGCAAUAUAAACAUCAACUCCCCAGAUCAUCAGAAUCGGACACCGCUCAUACAUGCAGUACUCACCACAGGGUACUCGGAUGAUCAGCAGAUGAGGGACGCUGUAUCGCUUUUGCUAUCUAACAACGCCAAUACCGACGUUCAGGAUACAGACGGACGCACCGCGCUUAUGCAUGCCUCUGAAGCGGGGUAUCAGGAUGUGGUCAAUCUUCUCAUUGACCAUGGCGCUUCGUUAGAUUUAAAGGACGACUUUGGCCAAACGGCCCUAAUGCUUGCCCGCGAGGUGAACAGAUAUAAUAUGGAUCCGGAUGACAUAGACUUUGAGACCCGUUGGGUAUCUAGCUCCCUCCAUAGUAACGAGGGGAGUGUUCACGCUCGCAUCGUUAACAGGUUGGUAAAGGCCGGGGCGGAGGAUGGCGGGAAGACACCAAAAGGAUAG